This is a messenger RNA of Trametes versicolor FP-101664 SS1, 2300 nucleotides long. RefSeq lists its product as uncharacterized. The transcript is spliced from 12 exons. NCBI's taxonomy places the organism in Eukaryota, Fungi, Basidiomycota, Agaricomycetes, Polyporales, Polyporaceae. Gene Ontology annotation, molecular function: ferric-chelate reductase activity. The coding region runs from base 135 to 2138 and encodes 667 amino acids. Gene Ontology annotation, biological process: copper ion import; intracellular iron ion homeostasis; iron ion transport. Gene Ontology annotation, cellular component: plasma membrane. The record is from RefSeq and is a predicted model, not a curated record.
CCAGGUCUCUCGCAGUCUCGUCUCUCAUCCUCUUACAAUUUAUUUGCACCAAGAAAAAUUCCGCUGCACACUCGUAUGGCUACAUCAGGCAAUACCGACGCGGCGGGCAUACAGCCACCCGCCCUCCCGCCAUCAUGAGCUCCCUUGAAGGUCAGGUCUCUAGCGCGUUCGCUACCUCUACCAUUGCCUCCUCCGCCAGCACCAUUAUCAACGCAGCAAGCUCUUCCAGCGCGGCCAAGAGCAGUGGCGCUGCCACGACCGUCAGGCACAAGCAGGCAAACGUUGAGCACGUCUGGUACGGCAUUCUGGCUCUACUCGGUCUGGCAACCCUCGUCAAUGCAUCCUACAUUGUCUGGUCGAUAUUCUUCCGCUACCGCGCUCGCCAUGUACGCUCUACAACGCCCGCUCGACCCUCCGGGAGGGUAGCUCUUCGGCGACUUCCUCAGGCAGCCUUGUCUCUGCUGCGCAUAGUCAGCUUCCGGAUGCGGGUUCCUUUCGUCGACAUGACGCUCCUGGAGUUGCUGUUGGCGAUUGUGUACGUCGGUGGAUGUUUGGCAUGGUCCUUUGUACCCAGAGACAACAUCUUGCCUAGGGUCAACCUCGAGCCGGCGACUUGGGGCGGGAACUCUGGAAAGCUCGCUGCGGGUCAGCUACCUCUUGCAGUCGUACUUGCAUUGAAGAACAACCCCAUUACAUGGUUGACGGGCAUCGGACACGAAAGGCUUGUCCCAGUUCACCGCAUGGUCUCGAGAUGCAUCUUCGUACUCGUAUGGCUGCAUCUGGUUGGAGUAUAUCUCCGGUCGCCUGCACAAUUCAUCAACGAAGGCUGGAAGGUCGCAGGACUAGUAGGUGCCGUGGCGCAAACCAUCACCACAAUAUUCGGCAUCAAGCAAAUACGCCGUCGUUAUUACGAAGUAUUCUACUCAAGCCACGUCGUUCUCAUCCUCGUAUUCCUGAUUGCCGUACACAUUCACUGCAUCCCUGUGAAGUUUGACAUGUACAUGUGGGCGGUUUGGGCGAUAUGGGGUUUCGACAGGCUGGUACGCGCUAGUCGCUACAUCCUCUUCAACCUGCUGCUCCCUUGCACGAGGCCCAAGGCGCUUGUCGAGUGCAUAAGGGCGAAGGGUCUGCGUGUAACGCUGAAGCGUAAAAUCCCCGGCGGUUGGAAGGCUGGACAGCACGCUUUCCUCGCGUUCCCCAAGUUGGGGAUCGAGUCGCACCCGUUCACCAUCCUCAGCGUCUACGACAAGGACCAAGCUAGCGGAGAGGCCGAGAUGGUGUUCAUCAUCCGUGCGAUGGGCGGCCAAACGAGCACUCUUUUGGACCUUGCAAUGCCAACCGGACACUGCGAGCUGACGGCGCUGGUGGAUGGACCGUACGGCCACCCGGAGGACAUCCGGCCGUUUUCGACGUGCGUCUUCAUCGCAGGAGGCACCGGUGUCACGUAUACCAUGGCCCGCAUGCAUCAGCUCUUCAGGGACGUCCUGGCGUCGAACGCUUGCACCAAACGCGUGGUCUUUGUCUGGGCCGUACGUACCGAAGCCGAGUCUCAGUGGAUUCUGGCCGAUCUCGCGAAGAUCACCGCCCUCACGCCCCAAUCCCUCUCAGUGUCUGUUGCGGUAUUUGUCACUGGCGCUGGCAGUAAUCGCGCGACCGCCUACCUUCCGACGCUCGGGAAGGACUGCGACCUUGGGAAGGCGCUGGCUCUGUCAACGCUCGCCCGCUCCGACUGUCGCUCGCCGACCUCAUCCCGCGUCGAAAAAGAAGACGCUCGUUGCGACGAGAAGACCGACGAGGGGUCCUCGGGCUCGCAGGGGUCUGGGACGUGCACUCCGACGAACACGGACACAGACUACUUUGGUUCGGGCGCGUCCACGCCGACGUUCACCGCAUGCGCCGACGCUGCUCUCCCUCUCUCUCGCGGAGGCAUCACACGCAGGUCCGGCAGGCCUGACGUACGGAAGAUUCUGGAGGAAGAAAUCACUGCUUCUACGGGUGCGGUUGCAGUGGAUGUAUCUGGCCCGGACGGGCUCGUGAACGCUGUGCGUUCCGCGCUCUGCCAGCCCUUUACCGGACCGGCGGUGACGCUGAGGGGCACCCCCACCGUCAUGCUCAGCGUCGAGCAGUUCCGGAUGUAAUUCCGUCGGCGCAUAUGUGCGGCAGACAAGGCACACGCUUGAAGCGUGUAGAGCCCGGAGACCGGUUUUCCCAUAUCGUACGCCCUUCCUAAUACUCGUCCUGUAUCGCUACCAUUAUUAGAGGGCCAUCCCACAGCUGUAUCGAGUAGCACCUUGUAUCAA